GUCAUUUGUUUCUCUCUCAAUUCUCAUUUGCCACUGAGUAUACUUCAACACAUCAGACUCAGAGCCUGCGCUGUCGGAUUCGCCGCCAGCUAGGCGAGAUGGCUGCGCCGUUGCCUCUUUCCGCGGAGGACAUGCUGCGCGUCAACGGCAGCCGCCGCUUCGCCGCCGCGAUGGCGGCCGCCUCCCCCUUCGCGUCCCUCGCAGACGCCCUCCUCGCCGCUCGGCGCAUCUGGCUCGACGAGGUGGAUGUCAACGGAUGGCUCGAGGCCUUCGCGGCGCACCCGGCAAUCGGAACCACCUCCCCAUCUGUCUCCAAGUGGAGCAAGGAGGAGCAAUCAGCAGCGCUCUCCACAGCCACGGACUCGACGGCCCAGGAGCUAGCAGAGUGGAAUGCCAGAUACAGGGAGAAGUUUGGCUUCGUCUUCAUGAUUUGCGCUUCUGGGAGGACUGCAGCUGAGGUCUUGGCUGAGCUUAAGAGGCGUUACACGAACAGGCCAAUUGUCGAACUUGAGGCUGCGGCACAGGAAGAACUCAAGAUAACUGAACUACGUCUCACGAAGCUUUUCUCAUUGGAGCCUACUGUUCCCUCCACUACAAUUGAAGGCCCCACCGUCCAAUCAGAUAAAGCAGCAGAUCGCAUACGGAUUAUUGGAGCACAUCUUGGAGCUCAACCUCAGCCUUGUGCCAAUAAAGCUCCUGAAAUUACAGGUAGCUCGAACCGAAGUCGUCCGCCUAUUACAACGCAUGUGCUGGACAUUGCCCGUGGAUCGCCUGCAUCUGGAAUCGAAGUUCACCUGGAGAUGUGGAAGGAUUGUUCAGCUCCUCCAUCAUUCAACAACAAAGAUUUCAGCGGAUGGGAAACUCUAGGCUAUUCCGUUACAAACAAUGAUGGACGCAGUGGCCAGCUGAUGGACAUUGUCGAUAAUAUUGCUCCUGGUUUCUACCGCAUAAGCUUCAACACUGGCAAGUAUGCCCCUGCAGGGUUCUUCCCUUAUGUCAGCAUCAUAUUCGAGAUCAAGGAGAACCAGGCGGCAGAGCAUUUUCAUGUUCCUCUCUUGCAUUCCCCUUUCUCGUUCACCACUUACCGUGGAAGCUAAGUUUUCAACUUACGUGCCAUUACCUCUGUUGGGAUGUUCGAAGCAACUUGUAAACUUGACACUUCCGUUGUGAUAAUAAUCUGGUUCCAUGUAAGCAGGCUUUAUACUUUAAUAACAAGUAGUAUUAUGGAAGUCAAAUCUUGUGAUA
Messenger RNA from Zea mays, 1245 nucleotides. RefSeq lists its product as uncharacterized. The record is from RefSeq and is a predicted model, not a curated record. Gene Ontology annotation, molecular function: 2-oxo-4-hydroxy-4-carboxy-5-ureidoimidazoline decarboxylase activity; hydroxyisourate hydrolase activity. NCBI's taxonomy places the organism in Eukaryota, Viridiplantae, Streptophyta, Magnoliopsida, Poales, Poaceae. The transcript is spliced from 6 exons. Gene Ontology annotation, biological process: urate catabolic process; purine nucleobase metabolic process. Bases 99 to 1097 code for a protein of 332 amino acids. Gene Ontology annotation, cellular component: peroxisome.